Magallana angulata is the source of this 4068-nucleotide messenger RNA. Its product is annotated as protein TEX261-like. Gene Ontology annotation, molecular function: COPII receptor activity. The record is from RefSeq and is a predicted model, not a curated record. The transcript has 5 exons. The coding region runs from base 5 to 688 and encodes 227 amino acids. Gene Ontology annotation, cellular component: COPII-coated ER to Golgi transport vesicle; Golgi membrane; endoplasmic reticulum membrane. Gene Ontology annotation, biological process: endoplasmic reticulum to Golgi vesicle-mediated transport. Lineage: Eukaryota; Metazoa; Mollusca; Bivalvia; Ostreida; Ostreidae.
UUCAAUGUACGAUUUAAUUGUAAACAUACAGGGGGAGAUAAAUACAGAAGAAAUCCACCCGGUAUCACUAAAUUCAUUAACCAUGUGGUUUAUGUACAUACUUAGCUGGAUUGCUCUUAUUGUACAGAUAUGUGUUAUCACGUUGUCAGUUGCUGCUGGGCUGUUUUAUUUAGCAGAAUUAGUUGAAGAAUACACAGUACUUACAGCAAAAAUUAUCAAAUCUAUGCUGAUAGGUACCACGGUGAUAUUCAUCGGGCUCCUGCUGUUCGAGGACCUGCCCCUGUCUAUGGUGUUACUAGGGCUGGUCGGCAACAUUUCCUAUUUCUUUGUUCUACAAAACUUUCCAUAUUUUGAGCUAACAUCUCCCUCAUUUUUGGCCUCAUGUGUGGCGGUGGUCAUCAAUCACUACCUGGCCUUCUCCUACUUCUCCACCGUGUGGCAUCCUUUCUCAGAUGUUCUUGCCUAUUUCACCAUCUGCCUGUGGCUCGUCCCGUUUGCGUUCUUUAUUUCUCUGUCGGCCAAUGAGAAUGUUUUACCCACGACCACGGGGGCUCGAGUGAGUUCCUCCGAGGAAAGUGAUGUAGUCAGUAACUAUUUUAAAAAGAAAGGAAAGAAAUACGGACUGCUCUCGUUUUUCAAGUACGCCCAGGACAGCAUUUUGCCACAGAGGGUACGGAAACAGUAUUAGCAGGUGCCCUUCCUGUAUCUACUGGACCUUCGAAUCGGAAUCGCCAAGAAUGUUUAUCUGAGAAAAAAUGAACAAUGAUUGUGUGCAACACAACUCUGAGUUGUUCUUGCUUGGGAAAGUGCAAAUACUUACAUGACGCAAAUAUGAUGUACACUCAUACCUUUAUGUAUUACCAAAAACAAGUUUUUAAGAGAUAAUGUCUAAGUUGUAAAAUUGUAAUUAUCUAAAAUUGAAAGAACUUCAUGCAUUAUAUGUUACUUGAUAUUUACUGAACCUCAUGUUGAAUGCACAGAGUUACUGAGAGGAACUGUGUUCAUGGUGCAUGUUGAUUUGUGCAUUUUUGGGAUUUUUUCACCAGAAUUUAUGAGUAUUGGUGAUAAUCCAUGAGACUAAUCUUCCCCACAGUGUCAGGGGUUCUUGUGUCUGUAUCAGAGUUGUCUGAUUCUAGCUGGGUUAAUUAAAUCUUGAGUUAAUCUAAGGUAAAAGAUGUUACAAAGCAUUUGGUAUCAGGCGCUUUGAUAAGACUAUUUCUUUGUUAGAGAUUUUCAUUGACGAUGACCAAUGGUACCGGUACCGGUAUUUUGUUUAUAAAUACAUGUACCAGUGAAGGGUCUAUCUUUUAGGAAAUAGAUAUAACAACUAAAACAUGAGUAAAUUAAUCCGGGUUAUGGUACAUUUAAAUCACUAUGGCAACAAAGAUUUAUGGAUUGAAAAUGAUAGAAAAGAUUUCAGAGUUAUUUGUAUUCUCAUUCAUUUUAAUACAUGUGCUAUUGAGUCAUUCAUUAAUAGAUUAUACGUAACAGUCAGGGCUGCGUUUUACAAAUUAAAGAACUUACGACAAAGCCAUAAAUAUUUUCAGUCUCAUGGAAUGAUAUUUAACGAACAAAACUUAGACAUAACUUUAUUUAUACAACUACUCUGAUGUCCAUAAUAAUAUUUUACAGCCAUGAGAAUAAACUAUUGAUUAGUUUGUGAUUAAUUAGCAUUCAUUAAUCUGGUUGUAAGUUCUUUUGUAAAACACAGCCCAGGCGUACUGUUUGUCUCCAUAAUCAACGACUGUGAUACCAACCUGUGUUGUGUUAGUCCCCUGAUGUAACUCUUACUUUUUCGGUAUAUCUGAUCUCAAUUGUUUAGAUUUAUAUAAUAUUUAGCUCACCUGAGCCAACGGCUCAAGUGAGCUUUUCUGAUCACAAUUUGUCCGUUGUCUGUCGUUGUCGUUGUCGUUGUCGUAGUCGUUGUCGUUAACUUUUCACAUUUUCAUCUUCUUCUCAAGAACCACUGGGCAGAUUUCAACCAAAUUUGGCACAAAGCACCACUAGGUGAAGGGGAUUCAAGUUUGUUCAAAUGAAGGGCCACGCCCUCUUUAAAGGGGAGGUAAUUGAGAAUUAUUGAAAAUUUGUUGGUAUUUUACAAAAAACUUCUUCUCAAAAACUAUUUGGCCUGAAAAGCUAAAACUUGUGUGGAGGCAUCCUCAGGUAGUGUAGAUUCAAGUUUGUUUAAAUCAUGGUCCCUGGGGGAAGGGUGGGGCCACAAUUGGGGGAUGAAUUUUUACAUAGGAAUAUAUAGAGAAAAUCUUUAAAAAUCUUCUUCUCAAAAACUAUUGGGCCAGGAAAGCUCAAAUUAAAAUGGAAGCAUCCACAGGUAGUGUAGAUUCAAGUUUGUUCAAAUCAUGGUCCCUGGGGGUAGGGUGGGGCCACAAUAGGGGGAUGAAUUUUUACAUAGGAAUAUAUAGAGAAAAUAGUUAAAAAUCUUCUUCUCAAAAACUAUUAGGCCGGGAAAGCUCAAAUUUGAGUGGAAGCAUCCUCAGAUAGUGUAGAUUCAAGUUCGUUAAAAUUAUGGUCCCCAGGGGUAGGGUGGGGCCACAAUAGGGGGAUGAAUUUUUACAUAGGAAUAUAUAGAGAAAAUCUUAAAAAAUCUUCUUCUUAAAAACAAUUAGGCCAGAAAAGAUCAAAUUAAAAUGGAAGCAUCCUCAGGUAGUGUAGAUUCAAGUUUGUUCAAAUGAUAGUCCCUGGGGGCAGGGCGGGGCCACAAUGGGGGGAUCAAUUUUUACAUAGGAAUAUAUCUUAAAAAUCUCCUUAUCAAAAACUAUUAGGCCAGAAAGCUCAAAUUUGAAUUGAAGCAUCCUCAGGUAGUGUAGAUUCAAGUUUGUUCAAAUCAUGAUCCCUGGGGGUAGGGUGGGGCCACAAUUGGGGGAUCAAGUUUUACAUAGGAAUAUAUAGAGAAAAUCUUUAAAAAUCUUCUUUUUAAAGACCAUUUAGCCAGAAAAGCUUUAACUUGUGUAGAGGCAUCCUCGGGUAGUGUAAAUUCAAAAUCACAGUCCCUAGUGGAAGGGCGGGGCCGUGAUGGCGGUUUGAAUUUUUACAUAUAUAGAGAAAAUCUUUAAAAAUAUUCUGGGAAAGUUUUUCGGUCCAGAACUCAGUACUUAGUGUGAAAGCACAGGUUAUGCAGAUAUAAGUUUGAUGAAACCAUGAUACCCUAGAGAAAAGUGGGGCAACAAAAUGGGGGGGGGGGGGGUAUAUAGGAAAAGAGAAAAAUCAUCUUACAGGUACAACAACAAAAGGGGCUUGGUAUUUACCAAAAGAAAGAGGUGGAUAAAAAUUGGCAGAUUUUCAAUUUUUUUUAGCAAGAUCUACUGUACUUAGUUGUCAAGAUAUUUUGAUACUGUAAUGCUAAUUUGAUCAGAAUUAAGGCAAUUGUUGCUCAGGUGAGCGAUGUGGCCCCUGGGCCUCUUGUUUAAAAAUGUGAACAAAUGGUUAAUCGUCAGACUUAAUGUGGGUUUUAUUUCACAUCCUGGAUACAUGUAUAAUUAGUUCACUCUGAGAUGUCUUAAUGUAGUUGUGUAGUUUUGGAAGCAUCCAGACCUUCUAGCAUAUGCAACUUUGAAAAUAAAAAAUUUAACUUAAUGUGGUGGAUGGAAGCAAAAAAAAAAUAUGUGGUGGUUUCAGUACAAAUUUUUUUGUCAGGAACAGAAUCACAGAGCUUGUAAGUGAAUGUGAAAAGCUAAAUGCUGGUUUCUAAGAUGAGAGCUUGUAAGUGAGCGUAAAAAGCUAAAUGCUGGUUUCUAAGAUUUUGUGGUUACUUUGGUCAUCUUGCUUUUUUAUUUCCAAUUCUGUAAUUCUGAGUAUUUUGCUAAGUACUUGCUUUGGAGUCUUGCUAUUUCAUUUCUAAUUCUGAUAUACCGAGCAUUCUGCCAACUCCUAGUUUGUCUGUUUUAUGUGUGGUGUACCACUCAGAUGUUAUGUAUACGUGCCUUUCAUUCAGAAAAGAAUCACUCAUCAAAUUGUUAUUUAGAUACUGUUUUCACAAGCUAUCGGUAAUUCUAUGGCCUUAGGAUGUCUGUAAUUUGUGUUCAAUUUGGAAUUUUCUUUCAUACAUUUUGA